AUGCUGCGUUCCAUCGCCGGGCUGGAACGGCCCACCAGGCACCCCAUCUUCGACGCCGAGAACGGCGUUUUCGUGCCCCCCAACCGGCGCCCCAUCGCCAUGGUGUUCCAAUCAUACGGCAUCUGGCCGCACAUGGACGUGUUCGAAAACAUCGCCUUUCCGCUCCGCCGCGGCCGCCUGAAGAUGGAAAGAGACGCGGUGCGGGUCCGCGUCGGCGAGGUGCUCGAGAUGCUCGGCCUCGAUGCCCUGGCGGAACGGCCGGUCAUCACGCUGAGCGGCGGCCAGCAGCAGCGGGUGGCGCUGGCGCGGGCAUUGGCCCUCCAGCCCCGCAUCCUGUUGAUGGACGAGCCGCUGAGCAACCUGGACUUCAAGCUUCAGGUCCGGCUCCGCGCCCAGAUGCGCGACCUGAUGCAUCGCCUCGGACUGACGACGAUCCACGUCACUCACAACCAGGCGGAAGCCCUCGAGACCGGUGACCGCAUCGCCGUGAUGGCGGAGGGCCGGAUCGUCCAGAUCGGCGAUCCGCAAGCGGCGUACCAUCGGCCGGAAAACGAGUUCGUCGCGCGGUUCAUCGGCGACAUGAACAUUUUCCCGGCGGUCUAUCGGGGCAGCGACGCGGGCAUGGCUCGCGUAGAGACACCCUUCGGAAACCUGGACGCGCAACUGACCAGCCGUGACGGUCCUCGCGACAGGCGCGGCCUGCAUGUUGGGGAUUCGGCCGGAAGACAUCGAGACCGGUGGCGACAUCCCACGGGACGCGGCCAACCUCCUAACCGGCACGCGUGGCCGCAUCGAGCUUUGUCGGCGAGGGUUUCGUGCACACGGUCAUGA
Molecule: messenger RNA, 831 nt
Organism: Geodia barretti
Lineage: Eukaryota; Metazoa; Porifera; Demospongiae; Tetractinellida; Geodiidae
Source: the annotation of a GenBank genome assembly